AUGACUCCCCUACCAAACACUCAAACAGCUAUCAAGAUCAACGAGGAAUACAAGUUAGUGAAAAUUGAAGUCCCUGUCCAUAGCGAGUUGGAAGGUGAUGAGAUCUUAGUUAAAGCUAAAGCCAUUGGCUUAAACCAUGUUGAUAACUAUUUUGCAGAUUUCAAAUGGGCAAGUCCAGGUACAGGAGUUGGUACUUCCUUAUCGGGUGAUGUUAUAGCUGUUGGUAAAGAUGUUACAAGAUUCAAAGUUGGUGAUACAAUUACUUCAUUCACUUUUGGCUCUGAUUCUGAGUUUAAAGAUCAUGGUGCCCUUCAACAAUAUGUGAAAGUUCUUGAAACUAAUUCAUUUCAACUUAAUGUUAAAGGCUAUGCUUCUACCAGUGAUAUUCCAAAAGGUCCAAUAACAAAUUAUGAAGAUGGUGCUUCUUUAGCAGAUGCUCUGAUAACAAUUGGUAUCUCCAUUUAUCAUACAUUUGGUCAUAAUGAUGAAAAGGACAAAACUAUUUUGAUUUAUGGUGGAUCAACAAAUGUUGGUCAAAUUGCUAUUCAAUAUGCUCAUACUUUAGGCUGGAAAAUUAUCACUAUCGCUUCGCAAAGGUAUGAAACAUUACUCAAAGAACUAGGUGCUAAUAUCGUGUUGGAUUAUCAUUCAGAGUCAUUAGUUGAAGAUAUAAUAUCAUUAGGUGAACAUAUUGAUUAUGCAUAUAUUACCACUGGUAGUACAAAAUCAGUAGAACAAGUUUAUGAAGCAUUACCUACAGAAUAUCCUAUAAAGUUAGAAGGUCUUCAAGUUCCAAACAUCGAUUUCAUUGAAAAUAAAAAAUCAAACAUCACUUAUGAAUUAACCAGGGCAUUCACUUCACAUGAAAGAAUUAUUACUUAUGGAAAUGGUGCAAGUCAUAAACCAAAACCUGGUACUUUGAAAUCCUUGAAAGAAUUUGUUCCAAUUAUUGAAAACUUACAGAAACAAGGUAAGUUAAAACACUUACCAAUCAAAGUUUUACCUGGUGGAUUUGAUGCAGUUAAUGAAGGUCUAAAAUUGUUAAAAGAAGGAAAAGUUUCUAAUCAAAGAUUGGUUAUCAGAGUUAAUGAAGAAAUCUAA
Hansenula ciferrii is the source of this 1101-nucleotide messenger RNA. Its product is annotated as zinc-binding alcohol dehydrogenase family protein. NCBI's taxonomy places the organism in Eukaryota, Fungi, Ascomycota, Saccharomycetes, Phaffomycetales, Wickerhamomycetaceae. Bases 1 to 1101 code for a protein of 366 amino acids. Gene Ontology annotation, molecular function: oxidoreductase activity, acting on NAD(P)H. The record is from RefSeq and is a predicted model, not a curated record. The transcript has a single exon.